Messenger RNA from Glycine soja, 2048 nucleotides. RefSeq names its product pentatricopeptide repeat-containing protein At2g17670-like. Gene Ontology annotation, molecular function: protein binding. NCBI's taxonomy places the organism in Eukaryota, Viridiplantae, Streptophyta, Magnoliopsida, Fabales, Fabaceae. The transcript has 2 exons. The record is from RefSeq and is a predicted model, not a curated record. The coding region runs from base 119 to 1489 and encodes 456 amino acids.
GUCAAUUCAAUUCUCCUUUAGAAGCAGAAAAUGAGAAGAAGAAGAAAAUGUUGAAAAACCCUAAACCCCAGCUGGAGGAGGUAGCAGCAUAAGCAGAACUUGGAAUAGGUCCUUCACCAUGGGCAAAAUCCCUCCUUCGUUCCGCUCCGCAAUCGCAAACCCUAACCUCCGUAACCCCUCUUCACUCUUCCGUCCCCAACCCCAUCACUUCCCAAACAAACACCAACAACCUCGAAAACCCUCUAAGCAACAACAAAAACCUUCUUCUCUUCCUCUCUUCAAAUCCCCAAACCUCGAAGACGCCAAAAAACUCUUCAACUCCAUCGCCAACUCUUCCUCCGACCCCCGCUUCCCCAACUCCCUCCUCCACUCCUACGCCAAACUCGCCACCACCCCUUCCGAUUCCAUCAAAUUCUUCAACCAUAUCACCAAAACCCUACCUUCCUUCUCCCCCGACCGCUCCACCUUCCACAUCCUCCUGUCCCACGCCUCCAACAAUUCCAAUUUACUCUCCCCAAUCCACCAAACCCUAAAUUUAAUGCUGGCCGCCGGGAUCACCCCCGACACUGCCACCGCCGACGUCGCCGUCCGGUCCCUCUGCUCGGCCGGUCGCCUCGACCACGCCGUCGAAUUGAUCAAAGAAUUCGCCUCCAAACACUGCCCCCCGGACACCUACACCUUCAACUUCCUCGUCAAGCACCUCUGCAAGUCCAGCACCAUAACCACCGUCUAUGCCUUCAUCGACGAAAUGCGCGAAAAAUUCGACGUCAAGCCUGAUCUGGUCACCUACACGAUCCUCAUUGACAAUGUAUGCAAUGGGAAGAACCUGAACCUGAGGGAGGCGAUGAGGCUGGUGAGUGUGCUUCACGAGGAAGGGUUUAAGCUUGAUUGCUUUGUUUACAACACCAUUAUGAAAGGGUAUUGUGUGUUGAGUAGAGGGAGUGAGGCGAUUGAGGUUUAUAACAAGAUGAAGGAGGAAGGGGUGGAGCCUGAUCUUGUUACUUACAACACUUUGAUCUUCGGGCUGUCGAAGUCCGGGAGGGUGACCGAGGCGAGGAAGUUGCUGCGUGUGAUGGCGGAGAAAGGCUAUUUUCCUGAUGAGGUGACCUAUACUUCACUGAUGAAUGGGUUGUGUAGGAAGGGGGACGCGCUAGGGGCCCUGGCCUUGUUGGGGGAGAUGGAGGCCAAGGGGUGUAGUCCGAAUGCGUGCACGUAUAACACGCUGCUGCACGGGUUGUGUAAGGCGAGGCUGGUGGAGAAGGCUGUCAAGUUCUACCAGGUGAUCAGGGCUAGCGGUCUGAAGCUUGAUACAGCUUCUUAUGGGACGUUUGUCAGGGCGCUGUGUAGGGACGGGAGAAUUGCAGAGGCGUAUGAGGUUUUUGAUUAUGCUGUUGAGAGCAAGAGCUUGACGGAUGUUGCUGCUUACUCGACAUUGGAGAGCACGCUUAAAUGGCUCAGGAAGGCGAAAGAACAAGGGCUCGCCAUUUGAUUGGUGCUUUCUGUCACUGCUACCAAGGAUGUAAGAGUUGGUUGCAAAGGUUUGGCCUAACUCCAUAAGUGCAUACCAAAGCUGCUAAUACAAUUUCUAUCGGUAUUUGGUUGCUAGUAUAUCUUUGCUAACAGUUGGACACAACUUCGCACUGGAAUCAGCCAACAAAACAAAAUUAUAUAUUCAAUGGUCGUCAUGCAACAGCUUCCUCUGCAGCUGCUUGGUCAGUCUUGCUGACAGUAGCAUUCAAUAAUGAUUAUUUGAAGCUCCUUUCUGGAUGUCCUGGCAUGCUUGAUUCCAGAGUGCCCUUGAUGAGGAAAAACGUGUAAAGUUUAAAGAAAAUAUUGUUCAUAUAUUUUGAAUCUUAUGAUUCUGUAAUAGAUCCAGAAUUCCAGGUGACUAAUUUGGAAUAAAGCAGAAAGGCACAUUUGAUUGUUUUCACUGAUAAAAGAGCUUGGAGAUGCGACAUUCAUUUGAAUUUGUAUCAAGAUAGUUGCUGGUUGCAUUAGGUACCAUAUCAUUCGACAAGGUUUUGUGGAAUGUCCAUGUUUCAUAGAAA